Messenger RNA from Neltuma alba, 1568 nucleotides. RefSeq names its product probable E3 ubiquitin-protein ligase RHB1A. The record is from RefSeq and is a predicted model, not a curated record. Gene Ontology annotation, cellular component: cytosol. Gene Ontology annotation, molecular function: ubiquitin-protein transferase activity. NCBI's taxonomy places the organism in Eukaryota, Viridiplantae, Streptophyta, Magnoliopsida, Fabales, Fabaceae. The coding region runs from base 405 to 1040 and encodes 211 amino acids. The transcript has 5 exons.
UUAGUUGAUGAUUGAUGGUUGCUGGUGUUGUAUUUGAAUGCAUUUGUGUAAACUUAAUUUGUCUCCUAUAUUGGUUUUUUCUUUUUAAUUGCAAAUUAUUUCUUUCCCGGAUCAAAAUUCUAUCGAAUUUUACUCUGCUCUGUGCGUUUCUGCCUGUGUCAUCGCUUUUAUCUCAUGAACCCGUUAGUUCUUUUCUUCCUCUUUUGGAUUGCUUGCUGCGAGGAAACCAUUUGUUGAGCAUUCCUCGAUAUUAGUCCUGAUGAAUUGGGGAUGUUUUUUGGUCGGUUGGACGGAUGAUUACUCUUUCAUGUGAGCAGGAGAGAGACGGAAUAUAGGUGACAACGUCCUGGCAUGAUCAUUGGUACAUGAGGAUCGUAUUCGUUUUAGCAUCUGUUUAAGGGAAGAUGGGCGGUUGCUGUUGCUGUUGUUCAAGAGAAACCGAACUGAGGGAUCCACCAGCGUACUUCUAUCCAAGAGCAUCAGAGGAGCGUGUUCCUCUAUCAUCUAAUCAUGGUUCUGCGUCUGCUUUCUCCCGAGGGCUCCUUGUUGAUACUAACCUUGAAACUUCAAGUCCUGACACUUAUAGACCACCUCCUGCCCCUGCUCCUUACAGCAACGUUACUUUGGUUGUCACUCAAACUCCACCCGGGGUUCAUGAAAUUAGUGAUAAUAAGACUAAUACAUCCAUUCAAUCUACAGAUUCUAAUUCAGCUGAAGAAAUAGUUACUAGUGAUGGUCAUGGAAAUAUGACCAAGUUGGAAGAGCAGAAAGAACUAGAGGGUAAAGUUCAGAGUGAUUUAGAACUGGACCCAGCUAAGGAUUCAGAAAUUGAACUUCAAAAGCUAGAUGAACCUGUCAUUUUAGCUGAAGAGGAGGAUGUGUGUCCUAUCUGUUUAGAAGAGUACGAUGAUGAGAAUCCAAAACUCAACACAAAAUGUGAUCAUCAUUUUCACCUUGCUUGCAUUCUGGAAUGGAUGGAAAGAAGUGAAAACUGUCCCGUGUGUGAUAAGAAUCCUGGUGUUGAAUUUGAUUACAUGUGAAAGAGAACAGGUUGUCAUGGCAAUAACCUCGGUUUAAACUCAGUUUCACCCCUUUGGCCAAAAGUUACAUUCCUUUAGCCUAUGUGUCGUUCCUGGGCUUAAAACUCGGUUUUGUUCCUCUGUACAUUACGUGAACUGAUGUCAACACAAUUUGGACGAGUUACACCGAAAAUUUUCCUAGGAGAAAGUGAUCACAAAUUGGAGUGGUAAGUAUGAUUUUUUUCCCCCUUAUUGCGUGUCUUCCAGUCUUGUAUAUAUGCCGGAGACUUUUUGGGACCUGCACCGCACUUUGGUUUUUGGUUCUUUUAUUCUUAGUAUAUACCGUCUUUCCCUCCUAGUUUUGUAUGGUGAAAGUGGGUCUAUCCUGUCGCUUCUUCGUCUUGAUGGUUGGUGUCCUCGCGACAAGUACUCAUAAUUCAUGUCAUAUCGAUGGAUUCGCGAUCCUUCUUUGGAGAUAAUCACCAAGAAUUAAGAAGAGCUCACGCCUUUGGUAAGUAUAAACGGAACUUGGGAAAAGAUUGAAAAAAA